GGAGACGAGAGGUGGGUGCUUUCCGCCGCCAUACUGCAGAUUCUGUUCCGACUCUUCAUCGCGUGAUCCCGUGAGCUGCGGUGUGAUCGCCGCUGCCGGGAGUUGUAGGGGUGGCGCAGACGACUCGGCAACCGCGCCAUGGUGUGCAGGACAUUUCAGGGAGGAUUAACUGAGGUGAGAUGAAGAUGUCGUCGUUGUCCUUGGAGAAGCCCAAAGAAGGAGCAGUGUUUUCCCUGCUUGCCUUCUCUUGCUGGUGAGUGCAUCUGUCUCAUUGCCGCUGCUGCCGCCAUCCUUCCUGACAUUGGAGUCAGCUUCUUGGGCCUUCCAGUGUGGACUGAAGACCACUGAAGAAGCUGUCCCGGUGUCUUCCCAGCCCUUAGUGCCAGAUUGAAGCUCCGAGGCUUCCAGUCUUCGUGGACGGAGCCUCUCCAUCAUGGAGAAGGCCAUUGUUGGACUAUCCAGGCCUGAUGAGGAUUUGGUGAACUUUGAGGAUCUGGUGGUGCAUUUCACUCAGGAUGAGUGGGAUUUGCUGGAUACUUCUCAGAAGACUCUCUAUGGAGCCGUGAUGCUGGAGACCUUCAGGAACUUAACUGCCAUAGGAUAUGAAUGGGAAGAUGAGACACUUGAAGACCAUUAUGAAGAGCCUGAAGUAAAUAUAAGGAACAUCGUCUCUCACUCUGAAUACACACAGCAUGAACAUGAGGAAUAUGAAGAGAAGCCACCUGAUUCUAAUUUUCUCACAAGUAUUGAAGGAUACAUGGAAACUAAGACUUCGAGUGGCCCCUCUGUGUGUGAGGUGUGUUUAAAGACCUUUGGACUGUACCACCUAACUUACAAUGGACAUCACAACUAUGACUACAAGGAGCUCAGAGGAAGCCAGACUGAGGAAAAUGAUUCUGAAGGUAAUCAGUGUGAGAAAACUUCUGGUUCCCUUCAAAAAGAAGAAAAAAUUCAUACUGGAAAAAAACUCUAUAUGUGUCAAGAGUGUGGUAAAGCCUUUAGGUAUCCCAGCGCCCUUCAGCUACAUGAAAGAAUUCAUACUGGUGAAAAACCCUAUGAGUGUAAAGACUGUGGGAAAGCCUUUAGAGGUCUUAGCGCCCUUCACUUACAUGAAAGAAUUCACACUGGAGAAAAGCCCUAUGAGUGUAAGCGGUGUGGGAGAGCCUUCACGUAUCUCAGUGCCCUUCAAUUGCAUGAAAGAAUUCAUACUGAGGAAAGACCCUGUGAGUGUAAACAGUGUGGGAAAACCUUUAGAUAUAGCAGGGCCCUCAAAUUACAUGAAAGGAUUCAUACUGGAGAAAAGCCCUAUGAAUGUAAACAAUGUGGGAAAUUUUUCAGAAGUCACAGGACCCUUAAAUUACAUAAAAGAAUUCAUACUGGAGAAAAACCCUAUGAGUGUAAAGAAUGUGGGAAAGCUUUUAGAUGGCUUACUUCUCUGAAGUUACAUGAAAAGAUUCAUACUGGAGAGAAACCCUAUGAAUGCCAAGAGUGUGGGAAAGCCUUCAGAUGUCAGGCUUCCUAUCACAGACAUAAAAUAACUCAUGGCGGAGAAACGUUGUAUGAGUGUAAGGAGUGUGGUAAGUCCUUCAUUUAUCCCUCCUUACUUCAAGUGCACGAAAGAACUCACACUGGAGAAAAACCCUUUGAGUGUAAGCUCUGUGGGAAAGCUUUUAGGUGUCAGUCCUCACUUCGAUUGCAUGAGAGAACACACACGGGAGAAAAACCCUAUGAGUGUAAGCACUGUGGCAAGGCCUUUUCAAGUUACAAUUACCUUCGAUUUCACGAAAGAAGCCACACUGGAGAGAAACCCUACGAAUGUAAGGAGUGUGGUAAAACCUUCACACAUCGCUCUUACCUUCGAUCACAUGAGAGAAGACAUACUGGGGAGAAGCCGUACCAGUGCGUUCAGUGUGGCAGAUCCUUCAGUCGUCAUAGUUCCUUUAAGAGACACCAGUCUGUUCAUGGAGAAAGCCCAUAUGAACAGUAUCUAAUUCCACUAUCCCCAUUUCCCUCAAAGGAAUGAAAUGACAGAUUGGCAACAACCCCUUUGAAUGUAAACAAUGUAGCAAAUAUUCCCAUCCACAUAAAACUCAUGCAAGAACUCAAGACAAGGAGAAAACUUAUAUAUGUAAAAUGUGUGGCAUAGCCUUCAGGGGUCACAGUGGCCUUCAAAGAAGGAAUUCUUGCUGGCCAAAGUUUCUUACCAAUGUGGUAAGUGUCUCUUGUCACGCUUCCUUUCAGUGUAGGAAGUUACUUCAUUGCUGGGCAAAGGCCCUAUGAAUGUACAAGAUAUGGUUAAUCUUCCAUUUAUAUCUGUUUGCCUUAAAAUCAUGAGAGAACUCAGAGGUGAAAAAGCCCCACAUGAAUAUAAACAAUGUGGAAAAGCAGCCUCAGGGGUCACAGGUCCUUUCACUAGCGUGGAUGCAAUGUCAUGUUGGAGAGAGUGUGAAUGUGAGGUGUGUGAAAGCCUUUAGAUAGCAUUGCUUCCUUAAAUGAAUGAAUGAAUUCCAACUGGGAAAGUUUCCAACUGGAAGCAGCUGUGAAGCCUUCAAGGUCACAGUUCUUUAAGAAGUUUAUAGUGAUGGAAGGUGGACAGUUCUGUAAGUGUAAGGAGGUGAGAACUUAAUGGCUGCUGGGAGAUGGACAUUUCCUUUGCGGUGGCUUCCCAUGACUUGCCUGUGCUCUUGUAAAUACCCCAAAUUAAACUCAAUGAUUCCUCAAGCCACACUUGGGUAGAAUCAUUUUUGGUCCCUGUCAUUGAUGCACAGUCUAGGAUGAACAGACCUUCAUAAAUGUCUUCAGGCUUUUAAAGUUGUGCUGUGUUUACAUCAGUGUGAAACACCGAGAAGGAGGGGGAAGCUGUGGCUUAAAGUGCUGUGCUUCUCUCUUGGGUGGUGCUUCAGUUGUUCAACUCGGUGCAAUCUGGUGUCACCUGGAAAGAGAGUCUCAGUACUCACUUGUCUGGGUUCGGUUUGCCUUGCACAGCUGUGAGGGGUUCUCUUACUAGGGUUAACUGAGGUAGGAAGACCCAUCCUGAAUGCUGUCUGCACUGUUUUAUGGGCAGAAGCAGCUAAGCGCAGAGAUUCCUUGCUCUCUGUCUUGGAACUGUGUCUACUGCCGUGUCACGCUCUAGCCAACAUGACUGGCCCACAGUAAUGGAUUGUAACCUGAAACUGUGAGCUGAAAUAAACCCUUUCUUCCCUAAAUUGCUUUGUCAGGGUAUUUUAUCACAGCCACAGGAGUGAAGCUAAGACUGCCUGGAUCUGCACACAGCAGAACCAAAAAUGAGCUGUUUAGUAGGAACACUUGCCUUGUCUCUGACGUGAGUGGUAACAAGUCACUGAACGGCUCUUUCUGAAGGUUUAGCAUCCAGGGCAGUAAGCCCAGUGUGGGUCUUUUCCAAAGUGCCAUGGACGGGCAUGCUUUCCUGCUGCUCUGCCAGCUUUAUCAUCCCUACCAAGCCACUCCUGUGUACUACAGCCAUCUCUGUGAAAGAUGAGGUAGGGUGUGGGUCCCUGUUCCGGAGGGCUUCCCACAAAGAUCUCUGGCCCGGCCUGGUGCAGAGGUCCAGGCCAAGGGGAUAGAGUGCAAGCAGAGAAGGGGAAUCACCUCCACUGCCUCUGCUGGCUGCUUCUGCCUAUGUCUCUGCUGUUGCAGCUCAGUUGCUCCCAGGUGCUGCACUCUCUCUGGGCUGGGCCGGUGAGAAGCUGGCUAGCUAGCAGGGAGGGGAGCGUCCUGAAGGCCCUUCAGGAGAGUAGAUCUCUUCCCAAGUGUUACAGCUCUUGUGACAGAAACUCUUGGACAACGGGAUGAUUCUUGCACACUUUUACUUCUCCCAAAUAGGGCUCUUACAGUUUUGGGGUGGGUCAAGGUCAGGCAGCAGAUGAUGCCUAUAGGCUUGGUCUAAGAGCUUGGAGAUACCUCAUCUACAUGUGGGAGAGCCUGAGGCACUGUUCUGGUGACUGAUGGCCGUAGACCUCUGUGGGAGGG
Molecule: messenger RNA, 3990 nt
Organism: Arvicanthis niloticus (Nile rat)
Lineage: Eukaryota; Metazoa; Chordata; Mammalia; Rodentia; Muridae
Biological process (GO): regulation of DNA-templated transcription
Cellular component (GO): nucleus
Source: RefSeq, a predicted model, not a curated record